AUGUCAAACAAACAUUUCUUACCUAAAGAUAUCGGGAAACUAGUUCCUAACUGCUUAAAAGCCAUCACUUAUGAACAUGAGUUCCUUUCACUUUUGGAAAAAGAACAAGUUAUUUAUAACAAUAAUUUUGAUCGGUCCAAGGUUGCAUUAGUUAGUGGAGGUGGAUCAGGGCACGAGCCAGGAUUUUAUGGAUUGGUUGGUGAUGGCAUGCUUUCUGCUGUUGCUCAAGGAAAUGUUUUUGCAUCUCCAAAUUACAAGAAUGUUAAGGCUGCCGAAAAAGUUUGUCAUGAACUUGGUGCUCCUGAACAAGAAUGGGCUGGUUGUAUUUUCAUCUUGACAAACUACACUGGUGAUACCCUUUAUUUUGGAAUGGCUGCUCAGGACUUGAUUGCAAGGUAUGGUCCAGAGAAAAUCCGUGUUCUUAGGGUAACUGAUGAUGUCAGUAUUAAAAAAGAUAGCAAUCCUUUGGUGGGAAGACGUACCUUAGCUGGGAUUUCAAUUGUUUCGAAGGUGAUGGGUGCUGCUUCUGAAUCUGGCUAUAGCAUCGAUGAAGUUUAUGAGCUUGGAAAGGCAGUAAAUGAUGCAACUGCUUCUAUUAAUGCUGGUUUAGAUCACGUCCAUAUUCCUGGAUAUGAUAUGGAUUUUGAUUUUGGCAAGCUUGGCCAAACACAGUUGGAAAUUGGUCUUGGUAUCCAUAAUGAACCAGGAGUUCAGAAAUUGAAUUAUAUUCCAACAAAUGAGGAAUUGGUAUCCACCUUAUUGGACAUGAUUUUGAAUGAUGAGAGUCGUGGCUAUUUCAGACAUUCAGAAGGUGAUCAGAUUGUUUUGUUGAUAAACAAUCUUGGAGGUGUUUCUAUUAUUGAAGAAAAGAAUGUUUUAUUCGAAACAUUGGAAGCUUUGAAAGAAUUAUACAUUGUGCCAACUAGAGUGUACACAGGUAAUUUUGUUGGCUCAUUCAAUGCUCAAAUAUUCACAAUCACCCUCUUCAAUGCCACUACUGCUGCAACCAAGGCAUUUUCAACUGAAGAGAUAUUUAAGUUACUUGAUGCAAAUACAAAUGCUAUUUGUUGGCCAAAUUCUAAAUUCGCUACUAAUAAACCUAUUCAAAAUAACAGAAUCAUUCAAAACUUUAUUCAUUAUGAUGACGAAAUGUCUACCCAUACAGGUACACCUGAUGUAUUUCAUAUUGAUCCUAAGAAGUUGGAAGCUAUUGUUCGUACUGCUUCAGAAAGAAUUAUAGCCAAGGAGCCAGAAUUGACUGAAUGGGAUACUAAAAUGGGUGAUGGUGAUUGCGGUAUGGGUCUAAGAAAAGGUGCUGAGUUAAUUUUAAAGAAGUUGAAUGAAGAAAACAUAGCUGAAUCUGGUUCUAUUUUAAAAGUUUUGCACAUUGUCUUGAAUAUUAUCAAGGAUUACAUGGGUGGGACUCUAGGUGCUAUUAUUUCCAUUUUUAUGAGAUCAGUGGUAAAUAAGGUAGAAGAAGAAUUGAAUCAAGACCCAUCCAGAGAGAUUUCUGUGAUUUUUGCAGCUGCUUUAAGAUUUGGGCUUGAAAAUUUAUACAGUUAUACCAAGGCAAGAGAAGGUCAUAGAACUGUCAUGGAUGUGUUAAUCCCUUUUGUUGAAAGCUUUAGCAAAACUAUGAAUAUAGAAAAAGCAGUAGAAGUUGCAUUUGAGGCUGCUGAGGGUACGAGAAAAUUAAGACCUAAGCUUGGUCGUGCUACUUAUAUUGGUGGAUUAGAUAGUAACAAUGAUCUCCCACCUGAUCCUGGUGCUUAUGGUGUUUAUGAGGCUAUUUCAGCCCUUGCUUUAUAGU
Molecule: messenger RNA, 1810 nt
Organism: Spathaspora passalidarum NRRL Y-27907
Lineage: Eukaryota; Fungi; Ascomycota; Pichiomycetes; Serinales; Debaryomycetaceae
Exons: 1
Coding region: 1-1809 (602 amino acids)
Biological process (GO): glycerol catabolic process
Cellular component (GO): cytosol
Molecular function (GO): glycerone kinase activity
Source: RefSeq, a predicted model, not a curated record